This is a messenger RNA of Penicillium waksmanii, 894 nucleotides long. RefSeq lists its product as uncharacterized. Bases 1 to 894 code for a protein of 297 amino acids. Lineage: Eukaryota; Fungi; Ascomycota; Eurotiomycetes; Eurotiales; Aspergillaceae. Gene Ontology annotation, molecular function: sulfate transmembrane transporter activity; oxaloacetate transmembrane transporter activity; malate transmembrane transporter activity. Gene Ontology annotation, biological process: phosphate ion transmembrane transport; succinate transmembrane transport; thiosulfate transport. The record is from RefSeq and is a predicted model, not a curated record. The transcript has 3 exons.
AUGGCGACAACGAAAGUAGUGCGGAUUCCUCCGGCGCCAGAAAGUUCAGCACUAUCUUCCAAAGCAGAAAACAUCAGUUACCCAAGAUGGUUUGGUGGAUCGGCCUCUUGCGUGGCUGUGAUUGUUUCCCAUCCUUUUGACCUUAUUAAGGUGCGAAUGCAAACCGUAUCAAACGGCACUAAGCAGAGCACUAUUAUUACCGGCAUGAGGAUUCUUCAGGGUGAAGGAGCCAAGGGAUUUUAUCAUGUGACCUAUGGUACAUCGCGCAUUGCUCUCUAUGAAGAGAUGAAACAAAGUGCAAAAAAAUCCAACCAACCGCUUUCAACGCCCAUUUUAGGGAUUAUGGCCGCAUCAUCGGGGUUUAUCGGUGCUAUUUUUGGCACCCCUGCAGAUAUUGCAAAUGUUAGAAUGCAGAAUGACGCCUCGUUACCGCAGCAGCAGCGCCGCAACUAUCGAAAUGUACUCGAUGCAUGGGUCCAGAUGAAACGAACCGAGGGUUGGAGAUCUUUUCGGCAAGGAUUGUGGCCUAAUUGCUUUCGCUCUGGGAUUAUGACCGCCAGCCAAUUGGCAUCAUAUGAUUCAUUCAAAAGAUUGAUACAUAAAUUAUGCGACACAGAUGAGGAAAGGCCUUUGAUUCACUUCGCUGCCUCUCUGUUGGCGAGUUUAGUCGCAACCUCAAUUUCAAGUCCCAUGGAUGUCAUCAGAACUCAGUUGAUGAGCUCUUCAAAUAAGACUUCAGUUUUUGAAGUUGUGCGAAACCUGAUGCACGUUGAGGGUCCCAGGUGGGUUUUUCGUGGAUGGACCCCAAGCUUUGUUCGCUUGGGUCCUCAAACAAUUGCCACGCUGGUGCUGUUGGAGCAGCAUAAAAAGAUUUACCGGAUGUUGAAUUCAUAG